Molecule: messenger RNA, 1538 nt
Organism: Zingiber officinale
Lineage: Eukaryota; Viridiplantae; Streptophyta; Magnoliopsida; Zingiberales; Zingiberaceae
Product: protein NDL1-like
Exons: 11
Coding region: 147-1196 (349 amino acids)
Source: RefSeq, a predicted model, not a curated record
AGCAAGAAAGUAAUGGCGCUGGGUAUAAAUGGGAAGAGGGCUUGUCCGUCGUCGCGGAGGAGAAGCGGCGGAAGGAGGAGAGGCGAGAGCUCGGGAAGGGGUCGAGGCCGGUCGGUGUCCUCUUCGCGGAGCCCUUAAUUCGAUCGAUGGCGGAAUCGAGCGACUCGGUGUCGGUGGAUGUGGAGAGGAUUGCCUUCGGAGGAAGCGAGGAACAUCUCAUCAAUACUAGACACGGCGUUGUUUCUGUUUCUGUGUUUGGAGAUCACGACAAACCUGCCCUUAUCACCUAUCCCGAUGUGGCUUUAAAUUAUGUGUCAUGCUUCCAAGGAUUAUUCUUUUCCCCUGAAGCUGAUCCCUUACUGUUUCACAAUUUCUGCAUCUAUCAUAUCUGCCCUCCAGGUCAUGAGAUGGGAGCUGUUCCAAUUUCUUCCAAUGUGUCUAUACCUUCAGUUGAUGAUUUGGCAGAUCAGGUUGCUGCUGUUCUUAACUAUUUUGGGUUAGGUUCGGUUAUGUGCUUGGGAGUCUUGGCUGGGGCAUACAUUCUUACCCUUUUUUCUAUUAAAUAUAAGGAGCGUGUGUUAGGUCUGAUAGUUGUAUCUCCUCUCUGUAAAGCACCCUCUUGGACUGAGUGGCUCUGUAAUAAGGUGCUAUGUAAUUUUCUCUACUUCUAUGGGAUGUGUGGUUUGAUCAAAGACUGCUUGCUUCAGCGUUACUUUAGUAAGGAAAUCUGUGGUUUCACCACACAGUUCCCUGAGUCAGAGAUAGCCAAGGCCUGCAGAAAUUUUCUAGAUCAGAGGCAGAGUACAAAUGUGUGGCGUUAUCUUCACUCCAUUAAUCGGAGAUAUGACAUCACUAAUGGAUUGCAGCAGCUUCUUUGCCGGACACUGGUAUUUGUCGGUGAGAGCUCUCCCUUCCACUGUGAUGCACUCCACAUGAUGUCAAAACUAGACAGUAGAUUCAGUGCCUUGGUCGAGGUUCAAGCAUGUGGAUCCAUGGUCACUGAAGAGCAGCCCCAUGCCAUGAUGAUACCAUUAGAGUAUUUCUUCAUGGGUUAUGGUCUUUACCGACAUAACCAAUUCUCUGACAGUCCGCGCAGUCCACUUAGUCCAUGCUGCAUCUCCCCAGAGCUGCUUUCGCUUGAAAGCUUAGGAGUAAAACUAAAGCCAAUCAAAACCAGGGUCUCAAAUGAAGUCUGAAAGCUGCAAGGGUAGACAGUGGCCAGAUGAAACUUCUGUCACAAACUCAUCUCCUUCAGGUUCUUUAUUCACUGAAACUCCAUCUGGUGUAGGGUGGCAUUCUUUGAUUGUAGAUAGAAAAGGAUUGGUCCGGUUAGACGAUUUUCUCAUAUAGAAAUCAUGCUUUCCUCUGUAAGCAGCAAUCAGUUGAGGAUGAUAUGAACAAUUGAUGAGAGCAGUGGUCUCUGCAAACUAUAAGAACGCACAUUUUGAUUCAUUUUUGUGUUUUUUUAUCUGUCUUGCAAAAGUUUUUUGUUGCUUGGACUGCUGCCUGGAUUAUAUUAUCUGAAGUUGAGACAAAGA